UCUCUCGUGUCUCUAAAUAGGAAAAGACUUUGAUCGUGAAGAAAAGCGACGAGAUCUGACCUUUUUCCUCUCUCGGACGGCCCUGUCUCCAAGGGUCCUCUCUCAAAUAUCUCUCCCUUAGAUUUCUAUUCCAGGUAACAAUCAAUCCCCCAUUUUCCUCCUUUUGUUUCACUCUUGAUUUUCGGUUAUUUUGCUCCCUCGUCUUUGUUUUACAUUUUCUCCCUCAUUUUCUGUGGCUUUCUGCUGUGAUCUGUUGCGAUCUUGACCCGUCAAGCGUUUUCUAUUUCAUUUGGAGACACCAUGGGUGUGGAGGUUGUGGGAUUUGAAGCGGCCCCGGCACCUGUGGAGGCUGGAACUGAAGCAGAAAGUGCUUUGUUGCAUGACAAGGAGAAUGGGAAACUCGAUCAAGGACCCGGAGUUACCGAGCCCAUAAAAUUUGGUUCUCAUGGAGAUGAGCCUGUUAAAGGGGAAGGAAAUAAUGUUUCUGAUAACUUUCCAAAGGAUGUGGUUGAUGAGUGGCCUGCACCAAAGCAGAUUCAUUCAUUUUAUUUUGUCAAAUAUAGAUCUUAUGAUGAUCCGAAAAUAAAAGCCAAACUUGAUCAGGCUGAUAAAGAGAUUCAAAGGAGGAAUCAGGCCCGAUUUCAAAUCACUGAAGGAUUGAGGGCCAAAAAGUCUGAUCGAGCACAGAUGCUUUCUCAGUUGAAGUCUCUGAAAGCUGAGGAUGAGCAGUUCAGAAUGAUUGUGGAUGGGAAGAGAAAGGAAAUGGAACCUCUGCAGCAUGCUCUGGGAAAGUUGCGCAGUACAAACAGUGCUAACCGAGAGAGGGGUGGUACUCUAUGUUCAUCUGAGGAAGAACUUAAUGAUCUUAUUCAAAGCUUACAUUACCAUAUGCAACAUGAGAGCAUCCCGUUGGCUGAAGAGAAGCAAAUCCUUAGGGAAAUCAAACAGCUUGAGGCAACAAGGGAAAAAGUUAUUGCUGGUGCUGCUAUGAGGGCAAAGAUUCAGGACUCAUUGGGUCAGAAAGAGGCCAUCCAAGACCAGGUCAAACUUAUAGGUGUUGAUUUGGAUGGGGUGAGGAAGGAGAAGCAAGUUGUCAUGGCCAAAAUCAAGCAACUUAGGGAUGAUUUGAAGGGCAUAGACAGUGAGAUUGAUUCUUUGAUGGAGGAACUGAAGGCUGUGUCAGAAAAGAGGGACAAAGCAUAUGAAGGUCUUCAGGCACUGAGAAAACAGCGUGAUGAGGGUAAUGCACAUUUCUACCAAAACCGUGCUCUCUUGAACAAUGCCAGAGAGCUUGCUGGGAAGAAGGAUAUAAAGGCCCUUGAGGAACUUUCACAUUCUGAGGUUGAGAAAUUUAUGUCAUUGUGGAGCAGCAAUAAGGCUUUUAGAGAAGAUUAUGAGAAAAGAAUUUUGCCAUCAUUGGACAGUCGUCAAUUGAGUAGGGAUGGACGAAUGAGGAACCCCGAUGAGAAGCCAUUGGUGGUAUUGGAAGCACCAACACCCUCUGAAACAGAGACAGUGGCAAAAGCUCCUGUCAAACGAUCUAAGGAAGAUUCCAAGCCGCCUCCACAACAUGAUACUCUUCCCUCCCAGAAGGUCCAGAAAGAGGCAAAUGAUAGAGCUACAGAUUCAGGAAUUACUUUGGAACGUGGUGACAAAGAAGAGAAGGAGAUCAUUCCUGGGCUAGAAAAACAUCAAAAGGGUCCUUCCUUGGACAAUGAAGUUGAUGCUGCAAAGUUGAAGGAAAUGAAGAGAGAGGAGGAGAUUGCAAAAGCUAAGUUGGCCUUGGAAAGGAAGAAGAAGCUGGCAGACAAAUCUGCAGCCAAGGCAGCCAUAAGAGCUCAGAAAGAGGCUGAAAAGAAGCUCAAGGAAAUUAUUACUUCACUUUUUAUUUUUCUAGAAUUUGCUAAUUAGUAGUAGCUAGCUUUUUCUUGUGGUAUGGCAAAACUGAUUGUACUUUUAUUGCACUUGUUACAGGAGAGAGAAAAAAAAGCAAAGAAGAAGGCUGCUUCAUCUGCAACAGCUACCAAUGAGGAACCAACUGAAGCAGCAGAUGCAGAGGUGGUUGAAGUGGAAAAGACCAAUGUGAAUGUUGAACCUCCAGUCCCAUCAAAGACCAAGGAACAAAAGGAGAACACUAUCAGGCACAGGAAUAAAAAAAGAGGCCCAGAUUCUCUUCCAAGAGCCAUCCUUAAGCGGAAAAAGACAACAAACUACUGGAUAUGGGCUGCUGCUGCUGCUGCUGUUUUGUUAGUACUGCUGCUUGUAGUGGUCGGAUUCCAUUAUCUCCUCUGAAGAUUGAAGCUAGAGUUAAAUGAGUUAUGGGCCAAUUUUCUGCUUGAUGAGCUUGUGAGUGCCUAGGUCUGUAGUCUUAAACUCCAUUCCUUGUUCUUUACAUCCUAUUAGAGGGAUGGACUCAAACUCAUAAUGUUGUUGAGUAGCUCAGUCAAUCUGAAACAUCUACUGAUGGAGCAACUUUAUACAUUUGGUUUGGUUGUUGAAUUUUCAAAUUUUGACUUUGAUCAGAUAUCAUGGAUGUUAUCUUAAACAUUUUGCUAUUUACAGAAAUGCAAUGUUUAUACAGGCAGAUUAGUAGUUGGA
Molecule: messenger RNA, 2598 nt
Organism: Vitis vinifera (wine grape)
Lineage: Eukaryota; Viridiplantae; Streptophyta; Magnoliopsida; Vitales; Vitaceae
Product: proton pump-interactor 1
Exons: 7
Coding region: 301-1911 (536 amino acids)
Source: RefSeq, a predicted model, not a curated record